ACAUAAACUAAAAUAAUUUAAAAUAAUAAACUAAAGUUAAUUUAAAAUAAUAAACUAAAAUGAAUUUGAAACAAUCAACUUAAAUGUAUGAGAACAAAUUUAUAAAAGAGAAAAACAUCAACACCAUUCGCCCUAACAAGUUGCAAUUGCCCACAUUCCACGCUGCGGCAGUGGGCCGCUUGUACUUUGCUGCCUGCGCGCCAGAAAUGUUGCUCCAACCACUACAAGCCCAACACCCAACGCCAACCAUCCACAAAACGUUGGCGUUAACAGCAACAAUUUGCUUGCCUUGCUGCAACUUCAGGCUGUGGCUGACCAGCAGACACUCGUCCGUCCGCCGCACAGGCUGUCUGCAUUCCCCUUUUUUGCUUGGGGGCUUUUCUGUAUCGCGCAAUGCCAACCAAAGCUGAACGCCAACCAUUCAACGUCAUGGUCUCUUUUUCUGGCGUGACGUUGGCGUCGUCAUGCAGCGCUUGCAUGCCGCUUGUCCAUUGUUGCAUGCUGCUUGCUGCCUGCAAUUUUUAUGCCUCAUUUCCACAAAAGAGGAGCACCACUCAAUAUGCAGUGGCAUGGCAAAGGAAAUAACAACAAUAACAAUUUAAAGCGAAACUAAAAGUUGCAUUGGCAAACACAUUUUCAAGCAACCAGCAACACCAACUAACCAAGCAAUGCAACAUGAUCAAUAUUGACAACAAUAUAUACUUACAUAUAUUUACAACAACAAAACAAAAUCAAUUUAUACCCAACACACAAUCCAGUGCAAGGGGCAUAACGCAUAAGCAUUACGACAGCUCAGCUUGAAUCAGUUUUCUUCCACACAGCAACGCUUUGCCAGCUUGCCAGCUUCAGGUUGUUGCUUGUUGUGUGCUUGUUGAUCGUAUUCACUACCUUCUUUGUUGGUAUGGUUGUUUGUGUUAUUACUGAAGCGUCACAACGUCAUUUCCCCAGUUGUGGUGGCGACCAGCAACGCCGCUUGGACGCUGCGCUCCACGAACGACUCGGCUCAUUGCGCGUCCAAACAUCACGGCGUGCAGUUCGCCACUUCGGUUCAACUGCCUUUUCCAACUUCUUUAUUUCACUCCGCUUCAUUUCGUACAGUUCAGCUCGUUUAUUUGGCAACUAACGAUGUUUGUCGGCUGUGCGCGUAAGACCGCGUAAUUCAAGUGUCAACGUCGCUUCAAAAAUUUGUAUUACUACUACGUUGCGGUGCUGUUUAAAGACGCUUUAAUGCGCGAAAUUGUUUCAUUUUAGAUUACUUAACGGUGUAUUUAUUGUUUUGUUAUUUUUUUAUUGUGAAAAACAAAAAGCAAUUAACAAAGAUUGUGCAUACCGAUAAAGGCAGUGAAUGGCAAUACGAGUGACUUCAUUAAGUGAUCAUUACAAAGUAAUAAAAUUAAUUGAACUGGAAUAAUAAUUUCAACACGAAAUUAAAUCAGCAACGGGUUACAGUUUUUAUAAGAAAACCCACUACAAAUAGUGACUUAUUGUUAAGCAAAAACAAAAAAAACAAAAAAAACAAAAAAGUGAUCUACAGUGAUCUGAAAAGUACGCAUUGACAAGCAGAAAAUUACAACAAAUCAAAUUGAGGUGAUCACUUUUUUCUGCUUGAAGUGAAAUUGUGUGAAACAACGCGUGAUUAAAUUCUUCAGCGGCGUACUCGUACAUUAAUUGCAUUACUUUGAAAAAGUUUGCAUUUGCAUUUGCAUUUUUAAUUCAAAGCAAAAGUGCCCAUCACGUGAAAAUGGCUGCCACAAUGCAACAUGCUGCACCACCACCGCCACCAGCGUCCACGCCUGCCUCGUCUGCUGCAACGGCGAAUGGCGCAACAAAUCCCCAACUGAAACGCAUUGUCUACUCGAAAUAUCGCGAACUCUUGGGCUCAUACAAUGGCAAGGCGAAUGCAAUUAUCGAAACGCUGCCUGCGUAUAUGGUGCGGGAGGAUCGCGGUUUUCAUUGUGAGCCCAACAGCACAGCAACCGCAGCAGCAGCAGCAGCAAAAACCAUUAUAUCGCUACCAGCAACUGCUCAGCCAACACGCCAACUAGCAACAGAAACAGCAAGAACAACAACAUUGAUUACACCGGCAGCAGGAGCAGCACCUACGAAUGGAGACUGCACAGCGGCUGCGCUGUUGCGCCAAGUUGCUGCUGCGGCGGCGGCAGCCGCAGCGGCACAGGGUGAACGUGUGAGCGAAUUGUAUGGCGGCUCCGCAGCUCAAGGGGGCUACGAGGCGCCCGCUUGCGUCCAGAAUGCUAUGGUGACAAAAGACAAGAAACCCUUUACAUACACACCGGGCGGCAUUGAUCUCUCACAAAUCAAGUCGGAACGCAUGGCCAAGCGUUUAGCGCGCAACGCCCAAGCCGAGGGCGCAACUGGUGCUUCACAGCUCAACAGGCCGGUACAGCCACAGUCGCCGGGUAGUGGCAAUGCUGCCUCUCAAAUUGGUGCUGCCGGCAUGGGUAUGCCCUUCCAGGUGCUGCCACCGCCACCACCACCAGCGCCAGCUACAGCAGCGGGUAAGAAAUUGAAUGGCACAUCGGCACCGCCACCACCACCACCACCCAGCUCCUUCUCCACAUUAGCACCACCACAGAAUGGCGCUGGGCCGGGUAGUGCGCCCGGUUCGCCGAACGCGCAACGCAAGUCGCCCACACCGCAACGUUUCGAACCGCCACCAAUGGGAUUCCGACCGGAAAUCAAGAUUCCGCCAAAUCCAAUGGCGGCUUUGCGCAAAGUACCACCACCGGUGGAGAAGAAUUUCUUCUGGAAGGAUGAGUAUGUGCGCGAUCGUUCUAAGAGUCCUAUGGUGGGUGAGAAUGACAGAGCUACCUCACCGAAUAACGGCAAUGGCGCGGCUGCCAAUGUUGGCUCCGCUGCCAACGACGGUUAUGGUGAGCGUGCACACGUCAGUCUGAACAGCAACAACAACAAUGUGAAUAACAACGAUGUCAACGAAAAUGUCGAUGGUUACAAAAAGCCUGCAACGACUAACCAAAAACCUGAACUGAACUAUAGCAGCAACAACUCCACUCAAUCUCCGCAACAACAGCAACCCACUCCAACUCAGUCCACGUACUCACCAACCUAUCAAUCGCUGCAGCAACAACAGCAGCCGCAAUAUAACAGCAAUGCUACGCCCCCAUUGUCGGCUUCGACUCCACCGCAACCACAGCAGCAGCAGCAAUCGCCACGGCCUGAGUUCCGUAGCGUCGCCCCACCGCAAUCGCCGGCUGUAAACGUCUAUACACGGCAAACGGAUAGUCCACGCGCUGAUGCUGGCACUCAGCCGCAACGCGCCACGGAAAGUCCCUUCAGAUAUGGCGGACAACAGCAACAGCCACAACAGCGUGCUGCGCCAGCUAUAUCACCGCUGGUACAACAGCCACAGCAACAAUCGCCGAAGUCCUUCACGUCGUCACCAACAGCAGCAGCAGUAACAGGAGCACAAUCAGCAGCAACCAACAACUCUCCCAACUCACAGCCAUCGGCACAAACUGUGCCGUGGCGCACUCAACGUACUCCAACGCAACAACAACAACAGCCACAAUCAUCAGUGAUAUACAACAAUGUUUCGCCACAGCAACAGCAACCACUCACUCAACAAGCUCCAGCAUAUCAGGGUCCAAAGCCGACCAAUGUCGGCUCCCUGUACAUUGCACCAUUGGCGGCCCCCGCUGAACCGCAAGCACCCGGUGUUGUGCGCCAAUUUCAGCAACAACAACAGCAGCAACAACAGCGCGAAUCACCAGUACGUCAAAUACCGCAACAACAGGCACCACCGCAACAACAACAAUCGCAGCCAAUGCGCUCAACCGUACCCUGGAUGAGCAGCAAACCAAAGAUGAGUGAGCAACCGGAAUGGGUGCGUCCAGAAGAGAAUGGCAAUGUGGUGCCCUCAUCAUUGCAUCGCAUCAAAUCGCCACCACCACCAGCCGCAAUGGCAGCACAGCAGUCACAACAGCACCCAACACAUCAUCAACAACAACAGCAACCAACAUAUCAACAACAGCAACCACAAUCACAACUAUAUGGCUACCCAACCGAGCAGGCUAAUAGUGGCUUUGCUACAGCAACGCCCACAAAUUAUGGUAGUCACGGCGUCGGCAACACUGGACUGCGUUUGCAAAUCAACGAAAAUCCCAUUAGUGCGCCUACUCAACAAACUGGUCCAAGGGAACGCAUUAUACCCAUACAACUGGAGCAAACACCAACCAAUGCAUCACAACAGCCGAACUUCAAUGUUAGCUAUGGUGGCGUUGUAACGGCACCGGGUAGCUAUGUGGUGCGUUCGCCAAAUCAAUUUGUUGAUCAAGGAUACAACAACUAUCCACCCUCGGCUGGCGCACAGCAACGUGGCGUGUCGCCCACCCAACAACUGAAUGCACCACGCAUUGUACAACAACAACAGCAAUAUGCAAACAACAAUGCUGGUGCAGGCGCUAACCGUUCACGCAUUAUACCCAUCGCUAUGGAGAGUGGCGGUGAGGGCACACGUGGGCCGAUUUCGCCAUCGCCAAUCGUUUUGCAAAAUGAACACUACAAUCUGGUAGUUUACGAUUGCCCACUCGAGGCGGAAAUACGGUACAGAAUGAAUCGUCUCAGCGAUCCACGCUCGUCACCCAUACAAUCGAAAUCCUUUAGAAUUUUGCAAAAAAUUACUGACACCAUUGACGACGGUAAUGGCGAUGAUAAGAGAGCGGAAAGCACUUUGGAUGCGGAGCCACAAUUACAACGACCCCAAUAUGCGAGACAAAUGAGCGCCCAACAGGCGCGCCAACAACCGAAUGUGGAACAAAUGCGGCGCAUGCAUAUCACACCCGACCCACAGCAACAGCAGCAGUCACAAUCGCCACAGGCAUGGAAUCAAGGUAAAGCUUUAAAAAGCACUCAACCACACACCAUUUACAACAAUUUCAAUGACAUGCCACAACCAUACGUUCAUCCCAGUGAGCAACAAGUACCCGAACCGAAAAAAUAUACCGGCAGCGCAAUACCAAGUCGAUCAUUUAAGAUAUUGCAAGCGAUGACAACACCGGAAAAUGCUGCCGAGUUGGCAGCCUCCGAUUGUGUUGAAUUGAACGAAAAUCCUUUGCAAGCUAAUGAGAACCAUAGCAAAAUAACUGACACUAAAAAAUCUAUAGAAAAUAAUGUUAAUAAAUAUGAUGAAGACACAUCCGAAAUUACCAACACUUCUACACCAUAUAUGCCUUGCACCACCUCAUCCUCAUCCUCCAUUUCAUCGUUAAGUUCCGACUCUUGUUCUCAUUACAUACCCAAACAUCCCUAUCCCGCAUACGGUUAUCCAUAUCCUUAUCCCUGGUAUCCACCACCCCCCAUGCCCUCCGCCAGCGGUGAGGCAUUCCCACCUUGGCCCUACGCCUAUCAUAUGCCACCACCGCCUACUAACAAUGAUCUUACCGGCAAUGCCGCUUAUCCAACUCAUCCACCGCCGCCAUAUCCAUAUUACUAUCCCUUUUAUCCUCCAAACCCGUCAGCAACUCAAACCACAUCACACGCAUAUCCAUACAUGCAUCCUCCGCCGCCACAAAACAUAAAUGAAUUUGAUUCGCAAAAUGUCAAAUACGACUCAAAUGCGUCCACGUACCCUGCUUAUAUGCCGCCAUAUCCAUAUCCCUACCCGGUAGCGCCUAGCUAUAGUCAGAGUACGUCAUCGAGUCGCGCCAGCAGCAUACUGCCCGACAUCAUCGUUACGCCCAGCACGGAUGAUAUGCCGUCGCAAGUAAUACUACAGCACCAUAUUAAAGUGGAGAAAAGUAAGCCGCCGGAACGCCACGAUGCCGUGGAAAUUAAGGAGAUCACAACUAGCGGCCAUGCAUUAAAAGCGGAUGCCAUUCGACGCGCACAACGUGAGGGUUCCGUAAUCGACAUUUUGACACAACGUUUAGAAGAUAUGUCCAAAGUCGUCGAACAUAAUCUAAAUAUGAGCAACGAUGUGGAAAAGAACUAUGCAGGCGAGCGUGAUAAGGAGUUCGGCGAAAAGUCACCAACGGACAAUGCGUCGCCUGUGCCUGCGCAAAUCGUCACCUUAGCUUCGGAAACAGAAGUAAGUUCUGAUGGCGCAAGCAGCAGCGACGAAGAAGAAGAUUCCGAUGAGACACCCAAAUGUGUUGAGACAACCGGUUUGCAGGCUAUAAAAUCUGUGACCAAUAUACAGGUCUAUAAGCAUCGUCAGUCGCACAUAAUUGAGACAGAUGAUGAAGAUGACGUAACCACAGCGGAUGGUGAAAGCGACAUAUUCGAUGAAGAGGACAAUGAAGAGGUUGUCGAGGAACUUGAGCUGGAUGAGUGUAUUGAAGAAAAUGACGAUAUGGACUAUGAUAAUUUGAGUGUUAUCUAUGAAGAGGACAGCGAUUUGGAACGUAGUAGUGAGAAACCGAAUACGAUCAUUUGUCGUGAAGGUUCUAGUGUCAGCGAUGCAACAACUGUCGAGAAAGAAGCCCACGUUGAGCAGCAGAUCGAAGAGAAUGACAACAAUGACGAUGAAGAAGAAGACUCGACGUCGGUUACGGUACGAUUGCCGCUUAAGUUCUCGUUCAACGAUGAGAAUGUAGCCACUGUAGAGGUGGGAAAAUCGCAAAUUGAGGAGAAACGUCACAGCUUUUCAUCGGAAGGAAGACGCAAUUCUUUCGUUGUGGCGGACCUCAAACACGACUCCGACGAUGAAACAGUAGAGGCACAAGAGUACGAUGAUGAUUGUGAAGUUAGUGUUACCAUCAGUUUAAGUGGUUCUUCACGUUCCGGUUCAAUGGAACGCAAGCCGGAUAAACGUCGCGUAUCAGCGGCAUAUCCCAUUGAAGAAAUACCUACACCGGAACCGGUAUGUGAUAUUGUGGGAUCGAGCAGCGAAGACGUAUCGGUGUCAUUUUCAUUGAAUAUGCGUAAUAAAUUUAUGGACCAGACGGUUAAGAACGAUGUGACUAAUAAUAUAGCGGAAGUCAAAAAAGAGCUGGAAAAUAAUAGCAAAAUGGCAGUGGUAAAAGAACCAGCUAAGAGCAAAAAGGACAUAUGUGAGGUUAAGGAAACAGUAACACAAGUGGUGCCCUCGGACGACUUGGACUUCUUUGCCACCCUACGCGCAACCAAGCUGCAAGCACAGAAAAUGUUGGAGCAAUCGGCAAACUAUUGGGGCAAAUCAGUGGAAAAACAACAACCAACAACGGAAAGCGUAAAAAAAGAAACUCCCAUAGCCGCCAAAGUUCAAGAAGAAGAAACAGAAGUUGAAGAUAUUUGGGCUGGUAGAGAUGAGGGGGACUUACCGCUGCCGGUGCCUAAAUUAAAACUACCAGGCGCGCUAGCUGAUGCCAAGGACGACUUUUGGUCGACGUUUACGGCAGCAACCAAGAAAACACAUGAACAAGUCGACGAAGAUGUUAUUGUUGUAGAAAAAGCAGAAAAAUCACCCAGAGCUAGGUCAGAGACCGUAGCCACAGUUGUGGCAGAAGUGGAAGAUGCAGAGGAGGAAGUCGACUUCUGGGCUGAAAUAGAAAAGUCUAAACAGAAUUCCAAACCUACUGCGGAAACAAAGACCAAAUCCAGCGAAAUGCUGCGCGAAGUUAUAAAUGAGGUUACCUAUGGACCAAAAGCAAUGAAAUCAGCAACAGAAGUAAUGUCAACGGUAUUACGAGCCGAGGUUUCUACAGCAGUUGACGAAAAGUUGGAGGUAGAGACCAGUGAGAGCGAGGAGGACGAUUCUGAGGAAGACGAAGAAGUAGUGCGGGAAGAAGCGAAUAUUGUAGAAACAACAGACCAAAAAGUUGAAGAAAAGGAGCAGGAGGAAGAAGAAGAAGACUUCUGGGCAUCUGUUGAAAAGGUUAAAGCUUCAAUGGCUACAGCCAAGCAAACCACACCAAGCACCAAAGAAAAUGUGCACGUUGAGGAGGAAAUCGACUACUGGGCUAACAUCGACAGGAGCAAGCAAACUGCAGAGAAAACUCCAACUACUUAUGACCCUACACUCUACCCGGAAGAGCCACGCGAAGUUGAUACCGAUGAAGAAAUAGAUUUCUGGGCAGAAAUCGAGGCCAAAAAGAAUCAUACAGAUGAUGUAAACUUCUAUAACGCUGCAUCAUUCUGGGCCAAACAGGAACGCCAUAAUUCCAUCGAUGAGACACCUUACACAAAGGUUGUGCCCAAAUCCUUCGCAGCCACUUUGCCCGAUGAGCCAACUGUUGACUUAGGACUUUGGGCAUCAUUAGAAGCUGCGAAAGGAGCUGAGCCCGAAUACAUUGACUCAGUCGUGGAGGAAGAGAAGAGACUGGCUGCACAGUUCAAUGAAAUACCAGUCGAGGAAGUGGAAACGGAAACUUGGGAGGUGGCCUCUUUGCAUGAACCGGUUGUGGCAAAUGUGUGGGAGCCGCCUAUGGAGAUGAAUGAGUUUAGUAAACCCUACCAAGACUUGGAGCAGUGGAUACACAACGACGAUAAUGAAGAAACCAUAGCCACUGUGGUGGCAGACAAUACAAAAAUCAAGACCACAGACGAUACAGAAGAGGCAAACGUAAAACGUAAUAAUUACCGCAAAGCAAUGGCUUUUUUCACUACCUCCAUUGAUGAGCAGAAGGAAGCAAGCGCUGAGCGACAAGUGAGAAGAGGACGUUCCUCCAACAGGAACUCGCUCAUUGAGAGCGAAAACACGAAAGCAAAUGAACAAGAAAACAUAGAAAAUGCAGUUAAUAAUUACUACACAACAACCGUUACACAAAGUGCGACCACAGGUAAAAGUCGUGGCGUUGGCAACGUUUCUAAAAAAUCAAGCUUUGAAAAAGUUACACCCAGCACAGCCAGAGGAAAAAGCGUUGACGUCGAUAUGGCGCAUAACAAAGCAAGCACUGAAAUCCCGGUCUUGCACACAGAACCCAAUGAGGUCAACGCAGAACGCAGCGUCACACCCACAAAUUUCGAGCAGAAUUUAACUGAGGUGUAUGUUGAACCCAUUGUGGAAAAGAAGCUAUCACCCAACGGCUUACCCGACUUAGGACUUAAGAAAGAAGAAAAUAAAAUCUCAGUGCGUGAUAGAAUUUCCGCCUUCGAAACUGGUGCUGUGGAAACAACUGUAUCGAAAAAAUCCGAUAUAAACACACACUCACUCUCGGUCGAGAGGUGCACACCAAGAGGCACGCUUUCACGCAACAGUUCCCAACGUUCCGAAUCCGAAAUGGAGGAAGAUGAUUCUGGCGUUACUGAUAUGAACAAACCACUCUCAGAAACCGACACCGAGUCGGAAAGCUUCCCCGAGCUACGUAAAAUGAGUAGCUACCAACGUGCCGCCACACAUUCCAGACUCUUCAAAUUGCUGCAGGACGACAACGACCCGCUCGACGAUGAUAAGUUAAGUAGAGAGCUCGCCGAUGAGCUACAAUUCAAGCCCAGUCGACGCAAGAUCGUGCACAACGUAUCGAUUACACGUCGCCAAAACCCGAAUGCACUCGUCGAGGCCGAGACUUUGUCACAAAGACGCGAACGGCUCUCGCUGCCAUUGCGUAAAAACACAAGCAUAGACGCCGACAAUCCCUCGACGCCCAAUAGUCCGGCCUCGCCCAUCAUGGGACAGCCAGCAAAUAGUCGUAGCGUAAGUGAUAAGCUAGUCAACGAGCUGGUGCAAAGUUUGCUGCUAAAGCGCGACAGCAGUCAUUUGCGUCAAAUGCCCAUGGAAAAGCUGCAGGCAGCUGCCAAACGCGUGCUCGAAGAAGAGUUGGACUCACUGGAAAACACAUCCGUGGAGACCACCCCAGCGCCCACACCAAGCGACAUGAAAGCGGACAAAAGCUAUGCCGACUAUUAUGACACGUGGUCGAAGGCGAAUGGUAGAACUGAUACCUUACCACCGCCGAAAGCGUAUCGCGCAGCGACAGAUGCAACGCGACGCAGCCCCUGGUCGGUGCGGUGUCCACGCGUGCUCAGCUCGAAGACGAUAAACAGCGAUUUGGCGCGCGUAACAGAGUCGCCCGAGAUCUUCACACGAAAUAGCAAAAGUCCGGACUAUUUGUCGCAAUCGCGCGAGGGAUCGGUGAGUCGUUGGCGCAAAGUCUAGCACGGGCAAGGGUCAAGGGUAGGCGGCACAUAAGAAUGAGCGACGCCAAAAAGGGGAGGGGGCAAAUAAAUACUUAAGAACAUUAGGAGUUUAGGUUUUAAUUUUAGGAACAGAAAAUGGUGAUGCAAAUUAAAAACUUGAAAUACUUGUAAAUUAUGAAACACUAAUGAAGAAGAUUGCGAAGUGCAUAGGACCAUGAAAAAGCAAAAACAAAAAAAUUUGGUCUGACGCAACAGCUGAGCUGUAGGCGACACACGCAAAUAAACGGAAGAGAUUCAUAGAACAACAACACUGCCUUUUUCUACUCAAUUAAUAAAAAUACGCAAAAAAACAAAAAUAUGAAAAAUACAUAGAGAAGAAGGCGUAUAAAAUGCGUUCAUCUUUUCGUAUGCUGUAAAUAAAAUUAAUUUAAAAUAUAAAGCAUAAAAUUAAUGAGAAAGUUGAAGUUCAUCUAAUUCUUAUUUAAACACAAAUUUCUUUUGUAAAACAAACGCACACUUCGCCAGCCAGAUUUUGCAUUUUGACGAAUCAUUCAUUUUUGUAAAGUAACGCAAUUUUAACAAUAAACACCACCACAUAAAUCAUGCACACAAAAGAUACCAAAAAAAAAUAAUUCUGCUAAAUAACCGUGUAAGAAUAGAUAACCGAAAACAAACAUAAAAAAAUUGUAAAAUAUGCAAAAUUUCGAAAAAAGAGAAAAACUGAACAAAAAACGCACCAUCACUCGUCGAAAAUAAUAUCUACAAAGAAAAAUCGUUCAUUCGUUCGUUCGAUCGUUCGUUACCUCAGUGCAUACAUACAUACAAACAUGCAUAUAAAGUCAUUAACUAUUUGUAUGUAAAUAUGUAAAAAAAAAAAAACAAAAAAAGCAAAAUCGUUGAAUCGACCAACCCAUCAGCCAAGCGUAAUUAUAGGCCAAUCGAAAUUAGACACACACAAAAAAGCGUAAAACUAAAGAUUGUAAAUUGCGAAAUUUAUCACAAAACGUUAAUCCAAUAAUUUACUUCAUCAACGAACAAAGUAUUUGUCAAGCUCAUUCAAAAUCCUAAGGGCCUGGACAAUCAGAUCUAUAAUUAUUUCUCAUUUCUAUAGAAAUUGGUUAUAGAUUUUUUUUUUAAUAAAUAUAAAACAAAUUUAUUUUUGUCCAACAUUAGUGCAAAUGCAUACUAAACAACAAUAACACUUUGGACUUGGAGUAAAAUUAGACCACAGACUUGGGGGACUAACGGCAAUUUUAGCAUAAAUAACGAAAAUUAUAACAACUUUAAAGUCUAAGCAAAACACGCGAAAACGCUUGAAUUUGUACGCAACUGAAGGGAAUGUUUUACUGCAAAUAGGUUUGAUUGCAACAACAACGAAAAUUAAUAUACCAUUUAUAUUAAAUAAAAACAAAUACAACAAAUGGCAGGUUCAAGCAGGUAACGAAAAAUAUCGAAUGCCGAAUUUAAGAGUUAAAAAAAUGUAGAUGACUUGAAAACGAAAUAUAAAAUUUACAAAAAAAAAAAAAACAAAAAACAAA
Molecule: messenger RNA, 11570 nt
Organism: Anastrepha ludens (Mexican fruit fly)
Lineage: Eukaryota; Metazoa; Arthropoda; Insecta; Diptera; Tephritidae
Exons: 13
Coding region: 1742-10051 (2769 amino acids)
Molecular function (GO): MAP kinase scaffold activity
Source: RefSeq, a predicted model, not a curated record